Messenger RNA from Dendronephthya gigantea, 2190 nucleotides. RefSeq names its product isocitrate dehydrogenase [NADP]-like. Bases 40 to 1407 code for a protein of 455 amino acids. Gene Ontology annotation, cellular component: mitochondrion. NCBI's taxonomy places the organism in Eukaryota, Metazoa, Cnidaria, Anthozoa, Malacalcyonacea, Nephtheidae. The record is from RefSeq and is a predicted model, not a curated record. Gene Ontology annotation, biological process: isocitrate metabolic process. The transcript is spliced from 12 exons. Gene Ontology annotation, molecular function: magnesium ion binding; isocitrate dehydrogenase (NADP+) activity; NAD binding.
CCUUGUUCUUUUCGCCUCUCGAACGUCCGGAACUUCAGAAUGGCAGCAUUACAACGAUUCCCAAAAACCUUGGUGAAAUCAGCUCUGAGAAGCUUACAAACAAGAGCGACAUCUCCUUAUGUUCUAAGCUCGUUGUCCGCGCAUUCGUUGCAAAAAAGGAAUUAUUCGAUUGGAGAAAAAAUCAAAGUCGAGGGAUCUGUUGUCGAAUUAGAUGGAGAUGAAAUGACAAGAAUCAUUUGGGAAAAAAUCAAGGAAAAGCUUAUCCUGCCCUACAUGGAUUUGGAUAUCAAAUAUUAUGAUCUUGGUUUACCAUAUCGUGAUGAAACAGGUGACCGUGUCACAGUGGAAGCUGCCGAAGCCAUCAAGAAAUAUAAUGUUGGCAUUAAGUGUGCUACAAUCACUCCAGAUGAAGCAAGAGUAAAAGAGUUUCAGUUGAAAAAGAUGUGGAGAAGUCCAAAUGGCACAAUCAGAAACAUCCUUGGUGGUACUGUGUUCCGUGAACCAAUCAUUUGUCAGAACAUUCCACGAUUGGUUCCUGGUUGGGAGAAGCCUAUUGUAAUUGGCCGUCAUGCUUUUGGUGACCAGUAUAGAGCAACUGAUUAUGUGGUGCGAGGUCCAGGAAAAUUCACAAUUGCUUUUGAGCCUGAAAAUGGUGAUAAAAAGACAACAGUGGUGUAUGAUUUCACUGGAGAAGGUGGUGUUAUGAUGGGCAUGUACAAUACUGAUGAGGCGAUCCGAGAUUUUGCGCACAGCUGUUUCCAGUAUUCCCUGCUCAAGAAGUGGCCUCUCUACAUGAGCACCAAGAAUACGAUUUUGAAACGAUACGAUGGCAGAUUCAAAGAUUUGUUUGAAGAAAUUUAUGAAGAUGAAUAUAAGGCCAAAUUUGACAAAGCUAAUAUUUGGUACGAGCACAGAUUAAUUGAUGACAUGGUGGCUUAUGCAAUGAAAUCACCUGGUGGAUUUGUUUGGGCAGCCAAGAAUUAUGAUGGUGAUGUGCAGUCUGAUACACUUGCCCAGGGCUAUGGUUCACUUGGUUUAAUGACCAGUGUCUUGGUAUGUGCUGAUGGUAAGACCAUUGAAGCUGAGGCAGCUCAUGGGACUGUCACAAGACAUUACAGAGAGCAUCAAAAGGGUAACGAAACAAGUACGAACCCAAUUGCAAGUAUUUAUGCAUGGACCCAAGGCUUAGCUCAUCGAGCGAAACUUGAUGGAAAUGAUGAUCUUCAAAGAUUCAGCACUCUCCUCGAGAAAGCUUGUGUAGAUUGUGUGGACAACGGUCAGAUGACGAAAGAUCUGGCCGCGUGCAUUUAUGGACUUCCAAACGUAAAACGUGAACAUUACCUCAACACUACAGAUUUCCUGGAUGCAGUGAGAGAUCGUUUCUUGGAACAGUGGCAAACGGCAUAACUAUAUAAUAAAAAUAUAUAAACAUUGACUAUCUAUUGAGUGCAGUGAUUAACUGAAGACAGAUAAACUGACCACACAAAGCAAUAUUAAUACAGAAAUUACAUAGAGAAAAUGAACUUCUACUACGUGAUAUACAAACGAAGCAAAUAAUGAACCAUUUUCCUAUUAAACUAAAUACCGAACUUGAAAAAUUCAUCAGUUAAGAGACGGGUAGCUGGAAAGAGCAUCUCAAAAUUGGUAAAAUGUUGAAAGUGAUGAAAAAUGCGAAAAAUACUGUAUCGCAGUGCGAGUAUAAAUCUUGCAUUGUAUAAAUUUUGUAUAAAGCAUUACUACUAAAGUUUUACUAAGUUGGAGAUGCUCUUAUUAACUGAACUGAUGAAUACUCUUAGUUUUAAAUUCAGUUUAUUAAUUAAUAAUAGAGGAAUUGUCCAUUAAAUAUCUAGGAACAGUUUUCAGCUAAAAAUCAGUUUUCAGCUAAAAAUAGUAUUUUUUGUCCAGAAAUUUAUAUCAUGAUAUGCAGGGAAAGGGCCAUCAAAUUGUCUUUAAAAAUUUUUGAAAAAGUAUCAAAAGUAUCAUUAACAUGCAUAAUAUAUACAGUAGAUGGCAUAUUAGGUUACUUAUAAAGAAUACUAUAGUCUUACGCCAUGUUCAGUCUUAUUUAUUUGUUUUUAAAUGAUCAAAUCUUCUAGUAAUUUAUUCAUUUUAGCUGUAGUAGUUUUUCUGUGAUAUCUCUUGUAACUUCUGUUGUUCACCUUCGCUAAUGCGUGGCCAUAAAUAAAAGAU